CCCGCAUCUAACAUUUGCCUGUUGUUGGCUCUUUCCCUGAACUUCUAUUCCACUUGAGAUGCUCGUUCAUAAGCUCUAUUCUUCCUUCCGCAAUGCAGCAUUGUCUUCUAUAGCCCACUCAAAACCUUCCUCGUACAUUACGCGCUUCAAAGCUUCACCGCGACUGCCGCCAGCUUCGAGCCCGCAUAAACAAUACCAGCUUUUUAGCACACAGACCGCCCUUAAGAUGUCUUCCGACCUUUCCGUCGAAUUGACAGCCCCCAAUGGCGUCAAGUACACCCAGCCCAUCGGCCUGUACAUCAAUGGCGAGUUCGUAAAGAGCAGCAAUGGCCAGAAGAUCGAGACGAUCAACCCGACCAACGAGACCGCGAUUACUUCCGUGUACGCAGCCACCGAAGACGAUGUCAACGCUGCAGUUGCCGCAGCUCGCGCCGCCUUCAAGAACCCCACUUGGCGCGACAUCCCCGCCACGGAUCGCGGGACGAUGAUGUUCAAGCUUGCUGAUCUCAUCGACAAGCACGCGGAGACGCUGGCCACUAUCGAGACAUGGGACAAUGGAAAGCCAUAUAGUGUGUCCCUCAAUGACGACGUUGCGGGCAGCGCCACGGUCUUAAGAUACUAUGCCGGCUACGCGGACAAGAACCAUGGCCAGACCAUCGAUGUUGGUGCCGAUAAGCUUGCAUAUACUAUCAAAGAACCUGUCGGUGUUUGUGGUCAGAUUAUCCCGUGGAACUUUCCGCUCGAGAUGGCGGCUUGGAAGCUGGGACCGGCAUUGGCGUGUGGUAACACGGUUGUCCUCAAGGCAGCUGAGCAGACCCCGUUGUCCAUUCUAUACAUGGCUAGCUUGUUUAAGGAGGCUGGUUUCCCGCCGGGAGUUAUUAAUAUUAUUAACGGACAUGGGAGAGAGGCUGGAAAGGCUCUUGCGAGCCACUUGGAUGUCGAUAAGAUUGCGUUCACUGGUAGCACCACUACUGGUAAGGAGAUCAUGAAGAUGGCAUCCAUUAACAUGAAGAACAUUACUCUCGAGACCGGCGGAAAGUCUGCGUUGUUGAUCUUCGACGACGCUGAGCUGGACCAAGCCGUCAAAUGGGCUCACAUCGGCAUUUUCUACAACCAGGGUCAAGUCUGCUGCGCCACAUCCCGCAUUCUCGUCCAGGAGGGUGUCUACGACAAAUUUGUCGCCGACUUAACCAAAUACGUCUCCGAGAUCCAAGUCGUCGGUGACCCCUUCGCCGCAACCACCAGCCAAGGCCCUCAGAUCACCAAGGUACAGCACGAGCGCGUUCUCGGCUUCGCCCAGUCCGGCAAGGACCAAGGCGCAAAGCUGGUCUGUGGUGGAGAGAGCUUCACAGACGUUGGUGACGGAAAGGGAUACUUCGUCAAGCCCACCAUCUUCUCGGAUGUCAAGCCCGAGAUGGACAUCUACAAAGAGGAAGUCUUUGGUCCCUUCGUGGUCAUCGCAUCUUUCAAGACCGAGGAGCAGGCUAUCCAGAUGGCCAACGACUCGAUCUAUGGCCUGGGAUCAGCUGUUUUCACGCAGAAUAUCCAGCGCGCGCAUGGUAUUGCGAGGAAGCUGGAGGCGGGCAUGGUAUGGAUCAACUCCAGCAAUGACAGUGACUUCAGGGUGCCAUUUGGAGGUGUGAAGCAGAGUGGUAUUGGUAGGGAGCUUGGAGAGGCGGGACUGGCAGGAUAUACGAACUCGAAGGCUGUGCAUGUUAAUAUCGGAACUAGGUUGUAAAGUGAUUGAGGGGUUGAGGAAUGGUGGAAUGGUGGAAUGCCUUCCCUGAAAAGGGGUAUUUAUCGUUUCACGUGAUGUUUUGGGAGGCCAGCUUGGACAAAUUAUUGUACAUUUGAAUCAGCUGGCUGGAUAUAGAUGUCCCGUAGUACUCUAUGAUUUAGCACUAUUCUAGAGGGACUAUAAUAUCAUCCAUCUAGCAUAUGUAUAAUGAAGACUGGGUAAAGAAGAGGGGGUAGACGACCUCCGGCUUUUACUUAGCUGCUACUAGGCCCGCAAUAAAUCUAUAUACCCUAUAGAUUAACAUUAGGUUUAGUUUAUGUUACUACUACUCCUUCUUUUUAGCAUAGGAUGUCAACCUCAGAGCUAGUUAAUGCAAAAGGAAACGAAGAGAUAAUCCUAGCUUAGACGACGACGAUCUUAAAGUUGACAUUAAUACGGG
This is a messenger RNA of Pseudogymnoascus verrucosus, 2177 nucleotides long. RefSeq lists its product as uncharacterized. The transcript has 3 exons. Bases 59 to 1738 code for a protein of 559 amino acids. The record is from RefSeq and is a predicted model, not a curated record. NCBI's taxonomy places the organism in Eukaryota, Fungi, Ascomycota, Leotiomycetes, Thelebolales, Thelebolaceae. Gene Ontology annotation, molecular function: oxidoreductase activity, acting on the aldehyde or oxo group of donors, NAD or NADP as acceptor.